AUGGUGAACUCUAGGAACGACACCAUUACCUCAGCUGCCCGUUUUCCAAAAAUCGGACUUCCCACAUUCUCGGGAGAUUACCUAGAAUGGACUCCAUUCCGCGAUAUAUUCCUGCCCUUAGUUCACAACAACGCAGCUCUAACCGAGGUUCAAAAGUAUUUCUAUUUAAAAGGUUCCUGCACGGGUACUCCACAGGAAAUGGUAGAUGAGUAUCCCGCAGCUGACGCCAGCUAUGCACUUGCAUGGUCCGCCUUAAGUUUGUUGAAGGAGAUGAUGCGACGAAAAUGGUUAUAUCCGUUGGUCGUGAACAUAAAAGUAAAGUACAGAACAAACAACGACGACUGCUUCAUGCAAAUACAACAUCUACAGAUUCUACUUCAGCAAACUCCAUCUGCCCCUGUUUCAGAAGCAUCAUCAGUUGUACAAAUGCUUCAAGUUUGCGGCGCUCGCGGCAGCUGA
Messenger RNA from Rhagoletis pomonella (apple maggot), 459 nucleotides. RefSeq lists its product as uncharacterized. The record is from RefSeq and is a predicted model, not a curated record. Bases 1 to 459 code for a protein of 152 amino acids. The transcript has 2 exons. NCBI's taxonomy places the organism in Eukaryota, Metazoa, Arthropoda, Insecta, Diptera, Tephritidae.